AUGACGGGCUUUGAGAAGUCGGUAAAGGGGGCCACCAAGCUCAAGCUCGCGGCCCCAAAAUCUAAAUACAUUGAAACCAUCCUUGUGGCGACCCAUACCGGCGAAGCGGGCGUCGCAGAAAUCUUCCGAACCCUUCAACAUCGACUACGUGAUUCAGCAUGGACAAUCGUUUUCAAGGCCCUUAUUGUCGUCCACCUCAUGAUCCGCGAAGGCCAGCAGGAUGCGGCCCUGACCUUCCUCUCCGACAACCCGAAGAAGAUCGCGCCCAGUAACUUUUCCGAAGCACAAUCCCAGGGACACAACAUCCGGCGGUAUGCUGAGUAUCUCAUCGCGCGCGCAAAAGCAUUUGAUGCCACCCAGACGGACUACGUACGAAGCGGACCCGGGCGUUUGAAGAGACUCAGCGUGGAGAAGGGCCUCUUGAGAGAGACGGAGUUUGUUCAGAAGCAGAUUCGCGCAUUAUUGCGAUGCGAUCUUCUGACGGAUGAGCCCGAAAACGAGAUUAGUUUGACUGCGUUUCGCCUCCUGACGCUCGAUCUUUUGGUAUUGUAUUCGGUUAUGAACGAGGGCACAAUCAAUGUCUUGGAGCAUUAUUUCGAAAUGUCAAGACCGGAUAGCGAACGCGCGCUGGCAAUCUACAAGAUGUUUACAAAGCAGACGGAAGAAGUCGUGCAGUUCCUGGGCGUCGCAAGACAUUUCCAGUCUGCUACCCGCUUGGAAAUCCCGAAACUCAAGCAUGCUUCCACAGACUUGACGCGCCUCCUCGAGGAUGAUCUGAACGACCCGGACUUUGACCUCCGCCGCCGAGAAUAUCUUGCCGGGAAAGGAAUCAAGCAGAAAGAGCCGCCUUCCGUCGCAGCCCCCUUCGCAAGCACUCAAGCUCAAGCUCAGGCUCAGGCUCAAGCCCAAGCCACAAGGAAUCCAACCAAGCUCCCGGAACAGAAGAAGCCCCCACCCCCGGAUUUGAUCGACUUCUUUGAAUCGAUCGAGCAGAACCAGCAGCCAAUGGCUCAGCAGACCCCCGCGCAGUACCAGCAAACCGGCUACCAACAACCGGGCUUCCAGCAACCGCCGCAGCAGGCGUUCUAUCCUCAGCAGACUGGGUUCCAACCCCAACAGACAGGUUUCGUGCAGCAGCCCCAGGCGACGGGACAUGGCCAGGCGAAUCCAUACGGCGUGGCUUUCCCUCAACAGCAACAGCAGCAAAUCACCGGAAACCCAUUUGGACAGCCACCAGCGCAGCAGCUCCAAGCUCAGCCCACUGGUGCCGGGUUUGGAGGAUACGGUCCCCAGCAAUACGGGUAUCAGCCGCAGCUUGCGCCCAUUCCCCAGAAUGGGACUGCUUCAUUCCCUCAGCAGCAGCAACCCAUGCAACAGCUGCAGCCCCCCUCGACACCAACAAAUCCCUUCCGGCAAUCAAUGCUGGCAAAUCAACCUACUGGUGGUGCUGCGCCAGCGGCCGCCCCCCUACAACGGCAGAAUACCAACCCAUUUGCCAAGCGUCUUUCCAUGGCACAGUUCAACACUGGGGUACCUGAGCAAGCUCCUCAGCUCCCGCCACUUCCUCAAGCGCAACCCCAAGCGCAACCUCUAGCUCCGUCGCAACCGCCAGCCCUUCAGCCCCAGCGGACGGGAACCAACCCAUUCGCUCGGGCAUCUUCCGUGCCGCCUCCACAGAAUGCGGGACUCCAGCCCCUCCAACCCAACCCCACAGGGAGUACCAACCCCUUCCGACAGAGCCAGUUUAUCAAUCAGCAGACCGGACAAGGGUGGCAACAAAGUGGACAGAAUGGUACUAUGGGCGGCUUAGAACAGCUAGACACUGUGCCCAUCUUCCCGCGACCGGGCAUGACCUAA
Molecule: messenger RNA, 1857 nt
Organism: Penicillium atrosanguineum
Lineage: Eukaryota; Fungi; Ascomycota; Eurotiomycetes; Eurotiales; Aspergillaceae
Product: ENTH domain protein
Exons: 5
Coding region: 1-1857 (618 amino acids)
Biological process (GO): clathrin coat assembly; vesicle budding from membrane; clathrin-dependent endocytosis
Cellular component (GO): clathrin-coated vesicle; clathrin-coated pit
Molecular function (GO): SNARE binding; 1-phosphatidylinositol binding; clathrin heavy chain binding
Source: RefSeq, a predicted model, not a curated record